Gastrolobium bilobum is the source of this 1002-nucleotide messenger RNA. RefSeq lists its product as uncharacterized. Bases 1 to 1002 code for a protein of 333 amino acids. NCBI's taxonomy places the organism in Eukaryota, Viridiplantae, Streptophyta, Magnoliopsida, Fabales, Fabaceae. The transcript has 6 exons. The record is from RefSeq and is a predicted model, not a curated record.
AUGGUGCCAUGGAGUGAAGAGAAGCAGCCUGUUUCUGAUGCUGCUGCACUAUUGAAUGGCUUUUUAGGACAUCUUGCAUGUAACACUAAUAUGUUCCCAAUAUGUUUCGAUAGGUGGCCUCAUGUACCUCCAAACUAUAAGAAGAUUGCUUGGGAGAAGACCAUAACGAAAAAGUUUAAUGUUUUCCUGGAUUACCACCACGAUUAUUGUAUGGGAAGUAUGGGAAAGAAAUGGAAGGAUAACAGAUGGAGGCUAUGCAAUUAUUAUUAUCAUAAAGAUCGAAGUUAUGAGCAAAACCUUGAGAAUUAUCCUGAUGGUCUGACUAGAGAACAAUGGGCUGGUUUUUUGCAAUAUAAGUUAAGUGAUAAAGCCAAGAAAUACAGUGAGAUAAAUACUAGAAAUAGAGCAAAGCAGACCAUUAUGCAUACACUUGGAUCAAAAAGCAUUGCAAGGACAAAAUACGACCUGGAACAAAAACAUGGACGCAAAUUUAGUAGGGGGGAAAUGUGGGCCAUUUCGCAUACGAAAAAGGAUGGCAAUAUUCUGUGUGAAGAAGCUAGAGAAAAGAAUGACGAAUUACAAGCAGAGAUAGAGGAGAUAACUUCUGAAGAUGAGGCAUUUGAGACAGUGUUGGGGAAGGAGCACCCGGGGCGAGUUAGAGGAAAGGGGUAUGGGGUGGUUAUAACUCAAAUGCGUAAGCGCCGUUGCACUUCUGCAUCAUCUUCGUCUGCUGGUCCUUCGCAAGCAGAGUAUGAUGCUCUCAAACAGGAACUUGAUUGUUUAAAAGGAAAAAUAGGAGAAUUUGACUCCAUGAAAGCACAAAUGGCUUCUAUUAUGCAACAUUUGAAUGCUCAACAGGCUUCUCAUAUUUCCUUAAAUGAGGUAGCAGAUAUGGGUUCUCCCGGGGUUAGAAGAUCUUCUCAUGCAAGUUAUGACCCAAAUAAUGAAGGACCGGAUCCACCCCAUCAAAUUCCACCUCCACCACCACCACCUCAAAGUUGA